AUACAUAUUAAUUGUUUGCAUUCUUAAAAAUCAUAAAUAAUUAUCAAACCAAUAAGUUUUUUGAAGUGAUAAGUUUUCUUUUUAGGAAAAAAUCUGGCUGAAAACAAUUUAUAACAAUGAAUGUAAUUAAUCGUUUACAAUUGUUUAAUUUCUCAAAAAUAAACAUAAGAAAAAUACAAUCAAAUGCAACACUUGUUGAUAAUUGUCAAAAUGUUCAUAAUCGAAAUCCUAGAAAUUUGGAAUAUUUACGGAUUGCACACCGACCACACGGUUAUCAUUUAGAAAGAAAGAUUCCAUCUUAUUGGCACAAGUUGACUCUUACACGUUCAAUAAAAUACGUAACUUUUGAGGUAGAGCAUUUUGAAAAUGGAGUUGUUUUGAGUGCAUCAACUAAAGAAUGGCCAAUAAAGAAACGAUUAUACAGGUGUCAAGAUAGCGCGGCUUAUAUAAACCUUGGCCGUGUAUUAGCCCAAAGAUGUUUGGAAAGUGGAAUAUUAUUCGUUCAUGCGGAUCCCGAUUUACCAGAUUGUGAAAAAACAAACUUAGCAUUGCAACAAUUAAUUAACGAGGGUAUUUCACUAUCUGAACCAUUACGCUAUAUUCAUCCUAAUCCUUGGGAUAUUAACAGACCCGAAAAACCAUGGGAAAUUCAUGAAAAUUAAUUUUAUUUUGUAAAUUACGAUUAUUAAUAAACACUAGUUAUUUUCUUUAUAA
Cotesia glomerata is the source of this 714-nucleotide messenger RNA. RefSeq names its product 39S ribosomal protein L18, mitochondrial (gene mRpL18). Bases 117 to 662 code for a protein of 181 amino acids. Gene Ontology annotation, biological process: translation. The transcript has 3 exons. Gene Ontology annotation, molecular function: structural constituent of ribosome; 5S rRNA binding. The record is from RefSeq and is a predicted model, not a curated record. Gene Ontology annotation, cellular component: mitochondrion; ribosome. Lineage: Eukaryota; Metazoa; Arthropoda; Insecta; Hymenoptera; Braconidae.